Messenger RNA from Sorex fumeus (smoky shrew), 4782 nucleotides. It is a transcript of the gene SYNPO2, whose product is annotated as synaptopodin 2. Gene Ontology annotation, molecular function: actin binding. Gene Ontology annotation, biological process: positive regulation of actin filament bundle assembly. The record is from RefSeq and is a predicted model, not a curated record. The coding region runs from base 85 to 3369 and encodes 1094 amino acids. Lineage: Eukaryota; Metazoa; Chordata; Mammalia; Eulipotyphla; Soricidae. Gene Ontology annotation, cellular component: actin cytoskeleton; stress fiber; Z disc. The transcript is spliced from 4 exons.
GCUGCCUCCAGCAGGCGCCCCUAGCGGAGCACACAGCCCCGUUCGCCUUCCAGCGCCCGAAGCUCCCCCGGCCAAAGCGGGAAGAUGGGCACCGGGGACUUCAUCUGCAUUUCCAUGACCGGAGGGGCGCCCUGGGGCUUCAGGCUGCAAGGCGGCAAGGAGCAGAAGCAGCCCUUACAAGUGGCCAAGAUUCGAAGCCAGAGCAAAGCCUCCGGGUCUGGACUCUGUGAGGGAGAUGAAGUGGUUUCUAUUAAUGGAAACCCCUGCGCAGACCUCACCUACCCAGAAGUCAUCAAGCUCAUGGAGAGCGUGACGGACUCUCUCCAAAUGCUCGUCAAAAGAUCUCCGAGUGGGAUAAAUGAGACUUUGAUCCCUGAAGCUGAAAACCAAAACCACAAGCUUCUCACCCGUGAGGGGUGCGUGGAAAGUACCACCCUGCAGAUUCGACCGGCCACAGGCAGCCAAUGCAAAGAGUUCUCCAGCAGCCCGGCCCCCCACAGAAUCCCCGUGGCCGAGGACGGAGAGAGUGGUCCAGACUGCUCGGGAAGUGUAAAAGAAGACCCAGCCUCCCCUGGGGCUCCCCACACAGUGGAAUUCCGCAGAGGAUGCUUAGCAGAGGAGACUGUCCUAAGCGGGGAGGUGCAAGCAGGGCUGCCUGAGUCUCCGGUUGAAUUCCAGUUGUCCCUUCCGCAGGAGAGGCACGAGGGCUCCAGUGCCCCAGGGGAGGCUCCCCUCGAAGCCGAAAAAUCUCAGUCUCCUGACCCAACUCCCCCCUUCCAGCAUGACAGUGCUGCCCCACUCCAGCCAGUGCCUGCCGAGGAGCCCCGGGGCCUUUCCCUGAGAUCCAGCAAGACAAUCCAGCUCUCCAGUGGCCUGGACUUGACAGCAAUCCCGGACAGGGAAGCAGGCAACGUGGGGCUGUCCCGAGUGGACGUGCUCCUCAACUGCUCUGCCAGGCAGCAGACGGAAGGGUACAGGCUCCAGGCAGGAAAGGGGUGUGUGGACUCUCCAGGGGAAGGAGGGCAGUCCGAAGCACCUCCUUCUCUGGUAUCCUUUGCAGUCUCCUCAGAAGGCACCGAGCAGGGGGACGAGCCCCACUCGGAAAGGGAUCACAGCAGACCUCACAAGCACAGAGCGCGCCACGCACGGCUCCGGAGGAGUGAAAGCCUAUCGGAAAAGCAGGUGAAAGAAGCCAAAUCUAAAUGCAAAAGUAUCGCUCUCCUGCUAACAGAUGCCCCGAACCCCAACUCCAAGGGGGUGUUGAUGUUUAAGAAGCGGCGGCGCAGGGCCAGGAAGUACACCCUCAUCAGCUACGGGACAGGGGAGCUCGACCGAGGGGCGGGCGGGGAGGAGGAGGAGGAAGGCGACCCCGAGGCCAUCUCUGAAGUGGCCUUCCUGGGUGCCAGCGAGUCGGAGGUGGACGAGGAGCUCCUCUCGGACACCGAGGGCAGCAGACCCGUUGUGAACUUCGACUGGGAUUCUGGACUGGUGGACAUCGAGAAGAAGCUGAACCGAGGAGACAGAAUGGAGACGCUGCCGGACACCGCAGGCAAGGGGGCCCUCAUGUUCGCCAAGAGGAGGGAGAGGAUGGAUCAGAUCACAGCCCAACAAGAAGAGGAAAGGGGGGGCGGCAUGCCCGAGGUUGCCCCGCCCGAUGGCUUGAGAACCCUGACUUCUUACCAGAGGAAGGAGGAGCAGGCCGUGAGCAUGCAGAGCUCCGUGAGCAAAAGCUACAUUGAGGUGACACCGGGGCUGGGCCACGUGCCGCAACAGAAUGGCUUGAGUGGGCUGCCCGAGACCCCAGAAGCCCACCGGAUGAUGCCCAUGAACAGAACGGCCAAACCCUUCCCGGGGUCCGGACACCAGGCAGCGACCCCCUUCUCUCCCACCCGAAACGUGACAAGUCCCGUUGCUGGCUUUCCUGCCCCUCCGCCUUAUUCUGCAGUCACCCCUCCUCCUCCAGAGGCCUUCUCCCGAGGAGUAUCGAGUCCCACCGGUGGCCCAGCACCGCCACCUCCAUGGCCGCAGCCUGCUCCCUGGUCCCAGCUGGCCUUCUACGACGCCCCCGAGCGCAUUGCUUCCCGGGAUGAGAGGAUCGCAGUGCCAGCCAAGAGAACGGGCAUCCUGCAGGAAGCCAAGAGGAGAAGCACUACCAAACCCAUGUUCACAUUUAAGGAGCCCAAAGUGAGCCCCAACCCCGAGCUCCUGUCGCUGCUGCAGAAUGCAGAAGGUAAGCGGGGUGCCGGAGCCGGCACCGACUCGGGACCUGAAGAAGACUACCUGAGUUUGGGCGCUGAGGCUUGCAACUUCAUGCAGGGUGCCUCUGCUAAACAGAAGACCCCGCCACCCGUGGCCCCGAAACCUGCAGUAAGGUCAUCCCCUUCCCAGCCACCGACUCCAGUCUCUCCGGUCUGGGCGCCAGGAGGAGCCUCUACCCAGCCUCCAGCCUUCCCCACGCCCAGCCCCUCGCAGGGCACCGUGGUCUCCUCUAUCAAAGUCACCCAGCCUUCCUACCCUCCGGCCAGGCCCGCGAGCGUCCAGAACCUGGCAGGUCCCUUCCCGGUCCAGAGGGCGGCAGUGGCCAGUCAGAAUUACAUACCCAAGCCAUCAACUGGUCCCACCCCAACAGCAAACACUACUGCUUAUGCCGGGUCAGUGGGACCAUCCAACGAGCUUCCAGGAAUGAGCGGGAAAGGAGCCCAGCUCUUUGCCAAGCGGCAGUCCAGGAUGGAGAAGUAUGUGGUUGAUUCUGACACAGUGCAGGCGCAUGCGGCCCGGGCUCAGUCUCCCACCCCGUCGCUUCCUGCCAGCUGGAAGUACUCGUCCAAUGUCCGGGCACCUCCUCCCAUGGCCUACAACCCCAUCCACUCUCCCUCCUACCCACUGGCUGCUCUCAAAUCACAGGCCUCAGGCCCACAAGCCGCCAAAACGAGCAAGAAAAAGGGCAAAAAGCCCCUCAAUGCUUUGGAUGUCAUGAAGCACCAACCAUAUCAGCUCAACGCAUCCUUGUUCACUUUCCAGCCACCUGAUGCCAAGGAUAGCCUCCCCCAGAAGUCAACUGUUAAGAUCAGUUCCGUGCCGGCCAUGACCAUGAAGCAAGCCCUUCCUCCCCGGCCCCUGAGUGCUAGCUCACCCACUAACGCGCAGGCCUCAUCCGUGUACUCUGUUCCAGCCUAUAGCUCCCAGCCUGCCUACUUUGCAGAGGCCAGCUCCCCAGCCAGCGCCUCCCCGGUGCCCGUGGGCCUUCCCACGUCUCCCAAGCAAGGAUCAGCCUCACCAUCUUAUUUUGUGGCACCGAGACCGAAGUUCUCAGCCAAGAAAAGCGGUGUCACAGUUCAGGUGUGGAAACCGUCAGUGGUGGAAGAGUAAUGUGGUAGCUUAUUGCCCUCUUUGCCUGAACUCAAUUGUUUGCAGUGUUACUUGAGUCCCUGAAAAUGCCUAGUGAGUCCUCAGCUUACUUAACUUCAGAUGUCACCUCCCAUUCUGGGUCCAAGGAGCGUAAUCUUUUUUUUUUUAAUGAGUCAAAAAUCUAACUCAGGUUGCCUUUUAAAAAGACCUAUCUACCUUCCUUGCACACUCCAAAAACCCCAGGGCACCCCCAAUACACAUGUGCGACUGUGAUAAGUAAGCAGGAGAUGUAGGAUUUAUAUUUGAACCACAAGAAAGAUGGUGAUCAGUGUUAUCAAACAUUAGGACAUAGCCUUUAUGUAACAGAGCAGUUAUGCUUAUAUGGUACAGCUCCAAGUGUAGUGAAAAUGUGACGUGCAUGGACUGGAAUUGCUUUGUUACAGCCUAUGUUAGCUCAGACAUAAGAACUCUGUGGAGGAAAGGACACAGCUCUGGUCCGUCACCCUCAACCACACAUUUGCUGUCUCAGCAAAGAUGCCCCUGAGAUUACUGGACAUGAAUUGUCUUUAGGGAAGUGGAGCAGAACGAAGGGGUGUUCAUAAUUCCUGCACACUUGUUUUGCAUUUGCUUCCUUGCCAGGGAUUUUACCUAUUUUAAUUGACUUCAGUAAAGCUGAAAGAGCAAGCAGGGCGAUUAUGCUGAGAGACUAGUUCCAUCCUCCUUCCUUCCUGACGUAAGAAACUGAGAAAAUCUCCAGUUGCCAGUGAUGCCGGAGGUUCGCUUACCUCAGUGGAGGCGAGUGGUAGAGCCGAGCAAGAAGGCAUCAUGUCUAGGAAAGUAGCAGGCUGCAGGGAAGGUAGUCCUGAGGGCUGUUUCUGACACAGGAACCCCAUGCACGUGGAGGCUCAGAUCACCUGAUGAGUAGAUGCGCUUGGGAACCACCUCACAGCUUUCUUUUCUUGUGUUUGUUUUGCUUUUUGAGGACUGCUUCUCACACUAUUCAUUGAAAUGAUCUUUUUGCAUCUUUACUUGAUUAUUUAUAUUUGAUGGACCAGGAGGAUUCAGGCCAGGUUACCUUGUAAAUUUGGAAUGGUCCCACACUGUGUGGUCAUCCAGCUGGCUAAGAAGUUAUCCAUGCCAUUGACAGUAACCCUGAAGACCUUUCUUAUAUCUAUCUUAAGUCCAAGUCUGACCAACCGUGGAAAAUAGUCAAUGUAGAGAUCCACAAAGCAAUUUGACAGCUCCAAGGAAAGCUAUCAACAAAAUACAGGAGAUAUGUUCAGAGACUUCUCAUAAAAGUUGGCCUGGUUUGAGGGUACAUGGUACUACUAUUUUAGCCCUCCGAAAAUAUCUGUAUUCCUGUUCUUUUUUUUCUGCUGUCACUGUCAAUCUGCUAUGUAUUUUUCACUGUCCUAUUAAAAUAUUACUUCUGUA